This is a messenger RNA of Annulohypoxylon truncatum, 1061 nucleotides long. RefSeq lists its product as uncharacterized. The transcript has a single exon. Lineage: Eukaryota; Fungi; Ascomycota; Sordariomycetes; Xylariales; Hypoxylaceae. Bases 17 to 928 code for a protein of 303 amino acids. The record is from RefSeq and is a predicted model, not a curated record.
UAACAUAACAUUUAAUAUGGAAUUUAUCAAAAAGUGGUUCAACCCUUAUAAGAAAGGGAGAAAGGAUAAAAACAACACGAAGGAGGAGCAUCGGGUUAGCUCGCUACUUGAGAGCUUAUCGAGUACUCAGGAACAAACCAGAGGAUCUUCGGGUCGACGUAAUGCUAUUUGUGUCUCCAAGACGAACUUUAUACCCCGAACUCAAGGUCAUGAAGCAACAGUUGCGUACCUUGAAUCAGGGAGUGCGUCUGAUCUAUCCCAGUUGCUCAGUGAACGUGACCGCGCCGAAAGACUUGUGUAUCAAGGUCCCAAGACGAAAGCUACCCAAGAAGUCCAAGACAUACUCCGCGAGCCGAGUAUAACAACUGUCGGGAGGUUCCAUCGCGUCUACAAGCAGGCCGAAAUUCUAAUAAAAUAUGGUAUUGCUGGCGAAAUCGUGUACAAUUUUAGCAGAUCCCCUAGCUGGAACAAGGCCAAUAUAUCAAGAUUGCCUUCACUACAACUCAAAAAUUUCAGUGACAUAAUGAAAAGGCACAUUGGACUUCCGAGCAACACCUCAAGCAUCCCUCGUAGCCCCUCAACUCCUAUCGACUGGAUUGUUCUUGGGGCAUCGGGAUCUACAGCUCCUCAUGACGUCCGGCGGCCAUCUAUUGUAAGUGAACCCGGCGGUUGGAGAGACUUGCCACCUCUCGAUACAAAUGAUGAACGGAUGGGCGAUGUUCAUAGCCCUUCCUCAGUGGCGCAGGAUAGCAAUCUUGAAGAUGAAUGGGAAAUCGAAGAAGCACAAAUCCUCACAGUAACAAGGGUUCCUAUUCGGCAGGUACAUAUAACCCCUAAAAGAGGUAGCAUAGAAAGUGCUAAGGUUAGCGAACGGCGUGAACUCUCUGGAAGAGUCCUUGAUAAUUCAGAGGGCUACUCUGGCUGUUGAGAUAAAUCCAAUAUUAGUGAUCUGAUCUUUGGGUAUGUAGUAGUGUCGAAACUUCAUGCAUGAGUUUGAUCCUUGCUUGGUGUUAAGUAAUACGACCAGCCAGACAAGCUUUCCUACCUGUCGUUGGUCUCAU